Gorilla gorilla gorilla (western lowland gorilla) is the source of this 5965-nucleotide messenger RNA. It is a transcript of the gene DAGLA, whose product is annotated as diacylglycerol lipase alpha. Gene Ontology annotation, cellular component: dendrite membrane; cytoplasm; postsynaptic membrane. Bases 322 to 3450 code for a protein of 1042 amino acids. Lineage: Eukaryota; Metazoa; Chordata; Mammalia; Primates; Hominidae. Gene Ontology annotation, molecular function: lipoprotein lipase activity. The record is from RefSeq and is a predicted model, not a curated record. The transcript is spliced from 20 exons. Gene Ontology annotation, biological process: retrograde trans-synaptic signaling by endocannabinoid; diacylglycerol catabolic process; arachidonate metabolic process.
GGAGGAGUAGGCACGACCCCGGCAGGCUAGCCCGCCAGCCCGCCAGGCCACAGCUCGCCAAGUGGCUGCACCGGGGAUAGGGAGGCGGGCCGGGCGGACAUGCGGGCUGGCCACCUGGCCCCACGCCCUCUCGCCCACCCUGAGGGCUGUGCCCACUGGCCAAGGGAGACUUGGCUGCUUCCUCCCCGAAUGAUGCCGGGCUCCUCGGACACACAUUCUCCCUGGAGCCGCCACUGGGGAGAGGAGGAUCUGCCGCCUGCCCCGGACCAGGUGCCAUGAGGUGAGCGCCAGGCCCACUGAGCCUCUGCAGAGCCACCAGCCAUGCCCGGGAUCGUGGUGUUCCGGCGGCGCUGGUCUGUGGGCAGUGAUGACCUCGUCCUACCGGCCAUCUUCCUCUUUCUCCUGCAUACCACCUGGUUUGUGAUCCUGUCCGUGGUGCUCUUCGGCCUGGUCUAUAACCCGCACGAGGCCUGCUCCCUGAACCUGGUGGACCACGGCCGCGGCUACCUGGGCAUCCUGCUGAGCUGCAUGAUCGCUGAGAUGGCCAUCAUCUGGCUGAGCAUGCGCGGGGGCAUCCUCUACACGGAGCCCCGUGACUCCAUGCAGUACGUGCUCUACGUGCGCCUGGCCAUCCUGGUGAUCGAGUUCAUCUACGCCAUCGUGGGCAUCGUCUGGCUCACUCAGUACUACACCUCCUGCAACGACCUCACUGCCAAGAAUGUCACCCUCGGAAUGGUUGUCUGCAACUGGGUAGUCAUCCUCAGUGUGUGCAUCACUGUCCUCUGCGUCUUCGACCCCACGGGCCGCACCUUUGUCAAGCUGAGAGCCACCAAGAGGAGGCAGCGUAACCUGCGGACCUACAACCUGCGGCACCGCUUAGAGGAGGGUCAAGCCACCAGCUGGUCGCGCCGGCUCAAAGUGUUCCUCUGCUGCACGCGGACGAAGGACUCCCAGUCAGAUGCCUACUCAGAAAUCGCCUACCUCUUUGCGGAGUUCUUCCGGGACCUUGACAUUGUGCCAUCCGACAUCAUUGCUGGCCUGGUGCUGCUCCGGCAGCGGCAGCGGGCUAAGCGCAACGCCGUGCUGGACGAGGCAAACAAUGACAUCUUGGCCUUCCUGUCUGGGAUGCCGGUGACCAGAAACACCAAGUACCUCGACCUCAAGAAUUCACAAGAGAUGCUCCGCUACAAAGAGGUCUGCUACUACAUGCUCUUUGCCCUGGCUGCCUACGGGUGGCCCAUGUACCUGAUGCGGAAGCCCGCCUGCGGCCUCUGCCAACUGGCUCGGUCCUGCUCGUGUUGCCUGUGUCCUGCGAGGCCGCGGUUCGCCCCUGGAGUCACCAUCGAGGAAGACAACUGCUGUGGCUGUAAUGCCAUUGCCAUCCGGCGCCACUUCCUGGACGAGAACAUGACUGCGGUGGACAUCGUCUAUACCUCCUGCCAUGAUGCGGUCUAUGAAACGCCCUUCUACGUGGCGGUGGACCAUGACAAGAAGAAAGUGGUGAUCAGUAUCCGGGGGACCCUGUCCCCCAAGGAUGCCCUGACUGACCUGACGGGUGAUGCUGAGCGCCUCCCCGUGGAGGGGCACCACGGCACCUGGCUGGGCCACAAGGGAAUGGUCCUCUCAGCUGAGUACAUCAAGAAGAAACUGGAGCAGGAGAUGGUCCUGUCCCAGGCCUUUGGGCGAGACCUGGGCCGCGGAACCAAACACUACGGCCUGAUUGUGGUGGGCCACUCCCUGGGCGCGGGCACUGCUGCCAUCCUCUCCUUCCUUCUGCGCCCACAGUAUCCGACCCUCAAGUGCUUUGCCUACUCCCCGCCAGGGGGCCUGCUGAGUGAGGAUGCGAUGGAGUAUUCCAAGGAGUUCGUGACUGCUGUGGUUCUGGGCAAAGACCUCGUUCCCAGGAUCGGCCUCUCCCAGCUGGAAGGCUUCCGCAGACAGCUCCUGGAUGUCCUGCAGCGAAGCACCAAGCCCAAAUGGCGGAUCAUCGUGGGGGCCACCAAAUGCAUCCCUAAGUCGGAGCUGCCUGAGGAGGUAGAGGUGACCACCCUGGCCAGCACGCGGCUCUGGACCCACCCCAGCGACCUAACUAUAGCCCUCUCAGCCAGCACUCCACUCUACCCGCCCGGCCGCAUCAUCCACGUGGUCCACAACCACCCUGCAGAGCAGUGCUGCUGCUGUGAGCAGGAGGAGCCCACGUACUUUGCCAUCUGGGGCGACAACAAGGCCUUCAAUGAGGUGAUCAUCUCGCCAGCCAUGCUGCAUGAGCACCUGCCCUAUGUGGUCAUGGAGGGGCUCAACAAGGUGCUGGAGAACUACAACAAGGGGAAGACCGCUCUGCUCUCUGCAGCCAAGGUCAUGGUGAGCCCUACCGAGGUGGACCUGACUCCUGAGCUCAUCUUCCAGCAGCAGCCACUCCCCACGGGGCCGCCCAUGCCCACUGGCCUUGCCCUGGAGCUGCCGACUGCAGACCACCGCAACAGCAGCGUCAGGAGCAAGUCCCAGUCUGAGAUGAGCCUGGAGGGCUUCUCGGAGGGGCGGCUGCUGUCGCCAGUGGUUGCGGCGGCGGCCCGCCAGGACCCGGUGGAGCUGCUGCUGCUGUCCACCCAGGAGCGGCUGGCGGCGGAGCUGCAGGCCCGGCGGGCACCACUGGCCACCAUGGAGAGCCUCUCGGACACUGAGUCCCUGUAUAGCUUCGACUCGCGCCGCUCCUCAGGCUUCCGCAGCAUCCGGGGCUCCCCCAGCCUCCACGCUGUGCUGGAGCGUGAUGAAGGCCACCUCUUCUACAUUGACCCUGCCAUCCCUGAGGAAAACCCGUCCCUGAGCUCGCGCACUGAGCUGCUGGCGGCCGACAGCCUGUCCAAGCACUCACAGGACACACAGCCCCUGGAGGCGGCCCUGGGCAGCGGCGGCGUCACUCCUGAGCGGCCCCCCAGUGCUACGGCCAAUGACGAGGAGGAAGACGUUGGCGGUGGGGGUGGCGGGCCGGCCUCCCGCGGGGAGCUGGCACUGCACAAUGGGCGCCUGGGGGACUCGCCCAGUCCUCAGGUGCUGGAAUUCGCCGAGUUCAUCGACAGCCUCUUCAACCUGGACAGCAAGAGCAGCUCCUUCCAAGACCUCUACUGCAUGGUGGUGCCCGAGAGCCCCACCAGUGACUACGCCGAGGGCCCCAAGUCCCCCAGCCAGCAAGAGAUCCUGCUCCGUGCCCAGUUCGAGCCCAACCUGGUGCCCAAGCCCCCACGGCUCUUUGCCGGCUCAGCCGACCCCUCCUCGGGCAUCUCACUCUCGCCUUCCUUCCCGCUCAGCUCCUCGGGUGAGCUCAUGGACCUGACGCCCACGGGCCUCAGUAGCCAGGAAUGCCUGGCGGCUGACAAGAUCCGGACUUCUACCCCCACUGGCCACGGAGCCAGCCCUGCCAAGCAAGAUGAGCUGGUCAUCUCAGCACGCUAGCACCCCAGUUGCGUGGCCAGCCGGGCCCAGGCAGGAGCAGGUGGCCCUGUGGGCACCUGGUGCCUGCCCCCUGCCGGGCAGCUUUGAGGACAGACCCCCAGGGGCAGUUUAGCCUCAGGCACAGGCAUCGCUGCUGAGCUGGGGGUCCACAUCCCUACCUCAGCUUAGGACCCCCAGAGCCAAGGUGGCUGGGAUCUGGCCCCACAGAUGGGGAAAGAUGGGGAAGGGUGUGGAGUGGGGAGGAGCCUGGGCAGCCUGCUGGGUGGGCCACACUCAGCCUGACUGCCCUCCAUGGGGGCAUUCUGGCACCCCCUGCUCCAGGACAGGCCAUGGGCAAGCUGCCUCCCAUCAUUGCCUGCUGGCUGCUCUCCCAGGGGCCAGGUGGAGAGCAGUGUCCCCCGACACAUGUAUUCUCAUCUGUGGUCCAGGCCGGCAUCGUCCUGGCCACCCCCCCAGAUCUGGUGCCUGCUGGCUGGCCCCCUGGGGUGCCCCUGCCGAGGUGGCCUGCAGUGCUGUACAUGUUUACAGAAGCUGCUGGGCUUGGCUCAGGAUGUGUUCUGGGCUUGCAAGCCCCCCGCCCAAUCAUGUGUUCAGUAGCCGUCCUCCGAGCAGGGCCCAAGGCAGCCAGGGGCCUGGAGGGGCCAGAGGAGGGUGGGGUCAGGGCCGCCCCUUCUCUGCCUUGUGCCUCUCAUGCUGCCUCCUCUGCCCAUGGGUCCUGGGCACCCAGGCCUGCCCUGCCUGCUGGCUACUUCCUGGCUUACCUUCUACCCCCAAGGAUCCUCACCACCCAAAGGGUGGUGGGCACUGCUGUGACCACCCCAGCUGCAGAGUCAGUGCCCUGGGCGGAAGGAAGGCACUGAGAGCCCCCUUUGUCUGAGGGCCCCACCUCACCCCUUGGUGUCACCCCCACCACGCCUAGGCAGCUCUGGGCCCUGGGAUCUGGAACCAACACACCCCUGUUCCCCUCAGCUUUCCCUCCUCGCUGGCCUGGGAACCCUCCUGGGAGCAGGCCUUCCUCCCUCCCACCCCCAAUGUCCUGUUGGUAGGAGGUGGGGCCAAGAGUGGGGUAUAGUGGGCCUUGGCUGGAGACCUCUGUCCACUGCCCAGGGAGGGGCCUGGGGCUGGGAGCAGUCCCGGUUUAGCCUGAGGUCCCCAUAGGGCUUCCUCCCCUGCUGGGUUUGGGAAGUAGUUAGGGAGAUAGCGACCCGGAGUUUCCCCAGAAGCGGGGUGGGAGGGUGUGCAUGCUAGUGUUGGCGCGUGUGCAUGUGCAUGAGUGUGCACCGUUCCUGAGGAAGGGGCCUCUGGGGCUGCCCACCCUACCUGCCCUCCCUGCCUGCUGCCCCUCCCAGCCUGCCAAGAAAACGGUAGGGGAGCAUGAUGGGGCCUUUGAGGCAGGGUCGCAGGGACAAGCUCAGCUUUAGACACCAUCUGUUCCCGUCGCGCCUGCUGCUGUGACCCCUGUUUUGGAAAACUGGUGUGUACCGAGGCGCUGACUGCACGGCUGGCCGCCUGCUCGUGCCUUCCUUCUGCGGCGGCACGGUCCCUCCACUCUGGCUCCAACCGCAGCCUCCCUGGGUGGCCUAGGCUCCCCCAACCAAGAGACCCCCCUCUCAUGAUCACUGGUACCUGGGGGCCUGAAUUCUGGCCCCCGGCUCCCCACACAGCUGGGACUGGCCUGGAUGGCUGUCCUGGGAGCCCCUGCCCACCCUGACAGAGGGAGCUGGGCCUCCCCUCAACCUCUGUAACUCCCGCCUUCACCAGACUCAAGGACACCCUGGCCCUGCUGAGGCAUACAGAGCUUCAGCCCAGCACAGAAGCAAGACAAAAUCAGUGGCUCUUAGAGUUUAGAAAACAAGACAGACUCUCAGAGGAAAGAUCUGACAAGCACCGCGGCCAGUCACAGGGAGAGACUUGAUGUCUGGCCUUUUAAUUCCUCCUCUGCCAGGGUGGGUCCUGGGACCUCUAAUGUGGGCAUGUCGUCCACCCCAGAACUGAGCCAUCAGGGACAGACCCCCCACGCCCAAGGCUGCAGCCACACCAUGUUUCAGGCUUGGGGCUGGGGCAGGCUUGGGCUCAAUCCUGGGCACCCAGGGGCAGCCCACCCCUAACCUGGCUCCUACCCACCUCGCCCCUGAAGGAUGGGCCUGCUGCACGCCUCCCUCCUCCACCCCAUACCACACUGGGGGGUCUGAGCCACCCCCCUCAGCCCCGUUCGGCUCAGACCGACCCCCACUCCAUCCCCAGACCUGCAGCACAAGUGUGCGGGCCUGUCCUCCCAGGGGCCUGGGCGACUCCAUAUGCAAUCAGUAGCGAGCAGCCGGGCCCCACAGACCCUCACGCACUCUCUUAUGUGCCAUUCUCCCCAGACUUUUUUUGUACUUAAUGUAUGAAAGAUCCAAACUAAUAUUGCUGUAAAAAGGAGAGACAAAUUAAUAUAGCUUAUUCUAUAAAUAUAUCUGUAUAUAAAGGUUUCUGUAUAUUGUAUAGAGCUGUGUAUAAACUGGAUGUAGAAGCA